Molecule: messenger RNA, 1902 nt
Organism: Acanthosepion pharaonis
Lineage: Eukaryota; Metazoa; Mollusca; Cephalopoda; Sepiida; Sepiidae
Source: the annotation of a GenBank genome assembly
AUGUGUUUUCUUUUGCGUUACAUUCUCUCUCUCUCUCUCUCUCUCUGUUGCUCUCUGGUUCUCCGUCUGUGUCUUUUUCUCUCUCUCUGUGUUGUUUCCAUCUAUUCUUCACUCUCUCUCUCUCUUUCUGGUUGUCUCCCUCUGAUGUCUUCUAUUUAUCUCUCUCUCUCUCUGUCUGGAGUCUCUACUUCUCUCUCUCUCUCUGUCUGGAGUCUCUACUUCUCUCUCUCUCUCUCUCUGUCUGGAGUCUCUCUCUCUCUGUCUCUCUCUCUGUCUGGACUCCUCUCUCUCUCUCUCUCUGUCUGGAGUCUCUCUCUCUCUCUCUGUCUCUCUCUCUCUGUCUGGAGUCUCUACUUUCUCUCUCUCUGUCUGGACUUCUCUCUCUCUCUGUCUGGAGUCUCUACUUCUCUCUCUCUCUGUCUGGAGUCUCUACUUCUCUCUCUCUCUGUCUGGAGUCUCUACUCUCUCUCUCUCUCUCUCUCUGUCUGGAGUCUCUACUCCUCUCUCUCUCUCUCUCUCUCUCUCUGUCUGGAGUCUCUACUUCUCUCUCUGUCUGGAAUCUCUACCUCUCUCUCUGUCUGGAGUCUCUCUCUCUCUCUCUGUCUGGAGUCUCUACCUCUCUCUCUCUCUGGUGUCUCCCUCUGUUUUUCUCUCUGGUGUCCCUCCCUGUCUUUCUUUGGUGUCUCCCACUCUUCUUCACUACUUGUCUAUUUAUAUAGUGUCUCCCUCUAUUUCUCUCUGAUAUCUCUUUGCAUUUAUCUCUCUCUCUCUCUCUCUCUGGUGUCUCCCUCUAUUUUUAACAUUCCCAUUUUUCCUUUCUAUAUUAGGUUCACUUUCUCUCACAUUUGCUCAAUCUUUCUAUAUUUUGUUAUUUUUGUCAAUUUUAAUGAAUUUGUUUUCUUUGAUUUUUCUCUUACCUCCAACUCGUUUACUGUUUCUUUCUUCUCGUUCGUUCGUUCCUUCCUUCCUUCCUUCCCUGCUCUCCUCUCCUUCUCACCCUCCUUUCAUCUUUCUUCUCUUUCUCUUCCUCCUAUUUACUUCAUCUCUUUCCUCUCCUCCACCACCUUUUUUCUCUCUUCUUCUCUUCUCUUCUUUCCAUUGCCUCCUACUUUUUCUUUCCUCUACUCUGCCUCCUACUUCCUUUCUUUUCCAUCCUACUUUCUUGUUUCCUUUCCUUCCUCUCCUACUUCUUCCCUUCCCUUUCCUUUGCCUGUUACUUUUUCUUCUUUCCUCUCCUUUGCUGCCUCUUUUUUCUUUCCUUUCCUCUCCUACUCCCUUUUUUCUUUACUGUUCUCUUCCUCCUCCUCCUCCUCCCUUCUCUCCUCGAACCCGUCCUUCUUUUUUCAUACUUUUCUGUUUUCUGUCACAACUUGGAAAUCUUCCGAGUAUCUGCGCGCCGCUGUUUCAUUUGUGUCUCCGAUCGGGCUAUCUGCGCGCCGCUGUCUCCGAUCGGGCUAUCUGCGCGCCGCUGUCUCCGAUCUGCGCGCCGCUGUCUCCGAUCGGGAUCUGCGCGCCGCUGUCUCCGAUCGGGCUAUCUGCGCGCCGCUGUUCCCGGGCUAUCGCCGGUCUCCGAUAUCUGCGCGCCGCUGUCUCCGAUCGGGCUAUCUGCGCGCCGCUGUCUCCGAUCGGGCUAUCUGCGCGCCGCUGUCUCCGAUCGGGCUAUCUGCGCGCCGCUGUCUCCGAUCGGGCUAUCUGCGCGCCGCUGUCUCCGAUCGGGCUAUCUGCGCGCCGCUGUCUCCGAUCGGGCUAUCUGCGCGCCGCUGUCUCCGAUCGGGCCAUCUGCGCGCCGCUGUCUCCGAUCGGGCUAUCUGCGCGCCGCUGUCUCCGAUCGGGCUAUCUGCGCGCCGCUGUCUCCGAUCGGGCUAUCUGCGGCUUUUUUUUGCCUCUGCGUGUGGCCAUUAG